Molecule: messenger RNA, 3991 nt
Organism: Durusdinium trenchii
Lineage: Eukaryota; Dinophyceae; Suessiales; Symbiodiniaceae
Source: the annotation of a GenBank genome assembly
AUGAGCGACAAGGACUUCCAAGUCCCUGGAUGGGACGGCGCCGCCAGAACAUGGCGGCGAUACACCAGAAAAGUUGCUUGGUACUUUCGUGCCACCCCUGUGAGCAAGCGCAGGUAUGUGGCAACCAAGCUUUUGGCAAAGCUGUCAGAAGCGGCAAGGCUUCUGGCCAUGAGCUGGAGCGACAUGUCCCUCGAUGACUACAACGGGACCAAGACCCUGCUCCAGCGUCUGGCUUCAUCGCCGCUCGUUCGACAGAGCAUUCCAAAUGCCUCAGCGAUAUGCGCACAAUACUUUGAGUUCAAGAGAGGUGCUCACGAACCCACGACGGCCUUCCUGGUGAGAGAAAGCCUGGGCUUUGCUGAGUUCGUUGAAUCGCUGGUGCGCCUGGCUGAGCAGAAACGAGGUAUUCGACCAGAAGAUGGUGAUUUUGGAUUGCCCCCUGAAGAAUAUGAACAGGAUGAUGACUCCACUUAUGCCGCUUGGCAGUACUGGCAAGAGGACGACUGGGCAACUGCGGAGGUGGCCCUGAUGGAAUUGGUACAUCGUCAAAUGGAUGUCCUGGAGGAGGAGAAGAAGCCACGUCGUUCUCCCUACAAGAGUCAACCUGCAUCCAAGACUCGCGAGACAAGCCCAGCUCAGUCUUGGGAUAUGGUGCCUACAGCGACUCCGACCAAGACCAAGGAGUCGACCUUGGAGGACGAGCUGUGCCAGUACCUGGAGACCACGGAGUUGCAGCAGCUCACCGCCUCCUCAAAGAUUGCAGAGCAGCAGCCGGGGAGUCAAGUCCUCCGGCACUUCAGGGACUGGCCGCAGCCUUCGAAGGGGAACUAUGAGCUCUUCAUCCUCACCCUUGAAGCGUUCGAUGGCCAACUCAGAUCUACGUCGACGUCAUCGUCCUCGGCGUCUUUGGUUCUCAAUGCCGUGCACCAAGUGGUGUCGUUGGACCGCGCUGAAAACUAUGCCUCUCCGGAGAAGCGUGAACUUCUUGCUGGCUAUCGACGCCGUGAGAGAAGGAUGCUAUGGAUGAUGGUCCGCUUCAGUGAAGAAACAGUGGAAGAAGAUCCAACCACAGACAUCUACUUUGACUGGCCCUAUCCAUGUGAAGGUUGGAAAGAAGCUCCUCUAAUCCACUUGGCCGACUUUCUGAACAAGCUUGGCCUUGACUGGCUUCCAUGUCGAAUUGAUGGCUGCCGCUAUGGCUUGCGAGAAAAGAGUGGCGAAGGCUCAUCAAAGAUUGCAGUGCUCCUCAAGACCUACCCUGGGCUCUCUAUGCAGGCUGAAUCAGCGGAUGAGGUCAUUCGUGCUCUCUCCUUGGGGCGGUUGGCACACUAUCCCAAAUUCAACCAGUUCACGGUGGAACAAAACAUCUUUCUGCACUUCCCUCCGGAGAAAGAACCAUGGAGUCAUGGAAUCGUUGAAGCAGCAAUUCAAGAUGUGAAACAUGUGGCCUCAGCGAAUCAAAAAGAAGCCUUGGACAAUUUGCCGGAAGUGACCUUAGCACUGGCCACCUCAGCUCUGAACAGCACCGAGUACACCGCUGGCUUCUCCUCGCAUCAAUGGGCUUUUGGUGCAAAGUACUCCAUCAACGAUGAGGAUGCACGCAUGUGGCAAGGUGUAGCUCCUCAUCUGGACUUCAUCAACGCCUCCAAGGCCCGCUUAGCUGCUGAAGAGAUUGCCCGACAGUCUCGCGCGAGAAGAGUGCUGAGUAAACUGGCAGACACAACAGUGAAGCAGCCUCUCCGACAAUAUAAGAUCACCGACCUCGUCAUGGUUUGGCGUAAAGUUCAAGUUGGUGAUCAACAUCAAGGCAGCCGAGGGGGUCACAAGAACUCGUCACGGAGACAGAGCGACUUCAUCAUGAACUGCAUGACCUCCGAUGAAGAUCCUUCAAGCUGGAAAACUUUGGAAGAUUUGUUGCCUCACCGCAGCUAUGACGACGUCACCAGUGAAGUUCCUGGCGCUGAUGAGCUAGAGCUUCCAGGUCUUCCAGAAGAGCCUGAUGAGACGACCUAUGCACCAAUCCGCCGAGCCAUCGGCAAGAGCACCUUGGGACCAUCUGACUACAAGAAGGUCCAUCGAUCUACUUGGAUUGGACUUGGCCCUCGCUCUACAACACCAGCAAAGUAUCUUCCAGAUCCUGUACCUCGACCAGAACCUGGUGGUUCUUCCUCUUCUGCCAAACUUUCACCUCCUGAAGGUCUUGAAGAAUACACACCAUCAAGUGGCGGAGAAGAUGCCAACAGCUAUGAGAACAAGAAAAGAUCAGAUGAUGGUGCUCCCGUCACUGAGCCUGAAACCAAGAAGCCUCGACAUGAAGACUAUGAUCUUGGUUGGGUUGAAGCUCUUCAGGCCGAGGCCAUGGAGGAGAUCACCCACGAGGACAUCUUCAACGUCCUUCAGGUCUAUGACGGUGACUGCCUCUCCAUUGAGAUCGAGAUCAAUGUGGCAUCUCAUACUCAAAAGCGAAACUUCCUCCACAACCCGAUUGCCUACCUGACCAAGAAGCUGAACAGCGCCGAGGUGCAUCUGAAGCAUCUCUCUGAUGCGGAGCGCCUAUUGUUUGUUCGAGCCAAGGCAAAAGAGGUGUCAUCCUUCCUGAAGAACCAGGUGGUGGUCUACGCGUACCGCAAACCAUUUCUAAAGAGAGGACAAAGGAAGAAGAAGAAGAAGCACCGAAAUGAUUUCAAAAGAGCAAAUGUGUCCGAAGAAGUGAAGGCGUUGCUGGUGCAGAAGGUGAGUGAUGAGGAGUUCCAUGGCAAGAUCAGCGUGGAGCAGACCCUGCAGAUUAUUUAUGUCCGACACGGCAGAAGUAAUUUGGAUGAUGAGAUCACCGAAAUCUUCGGGCAGCAGCAGAAAGGCUCUGAUGGCCAAGAGUUGAAGAUCUCCUUCUCCCAAUAUUUAGCUUUGGGCUCAGAUGAGCUCAGAUGGGCUCAGGAGCACUUGAGCAAUACUUCGCUUGUCUCUAACCAUCGGCUUUUCAUGGGGGACACCAAUGAUUUGUCAAUUGCAUUGGGCCGCUUCGGCUAUUCUGCAAAGCAACUGCCACCGCCUGCCAACAUUUACCAACAUCGGGAUGCGAUGGUAAAUGAAGUUCGGAAGAAUCUUGCUGAAGGAGAGUUGGCGCUGCAGCAGCAGCUGAAUCGGCAACAGGAACAACUUGAAGAGCUGCAGACACAGCAACGCACACGCUUCAAGCUAGCUCUUGAUUGCCAGGUCAAGGCAGAUGAAUAUGCUUUAAGCAAGAGACACAACGAGCAGCUCAUGCAGCUCCAACAGCAAGCCCAAGCGCGCCGAGCACAGCUCGAACAACAGGCAACCAGCUUGGUUUUGGAGUUUCAGCAGCGAAAGCUUCAGGAGGAGUUCUUCUUGCAGCAGAAAGAAAUCCAUAGGCAGCAUCAAGAAGAACAGCAGAGGUUAGGAAGUGAGCUGCAAAAGUUGGGCUGUUCAGGAGCACAAGCCCUGACACUAUUGGGCCCUCAAUUCUUUAAAGUGUCGAGACAAGCCAAAGAAUCGCCGUCUAGUUUGACACUGAGUCAUAUACCAAGCUUCACUACGCCGAAGGCAGCAUCUCUCACCACGCGGCCUUCCUUCCAGGUCUUCCAGAGCCAUGUCGGCUGCGGCUGUCGGCUCACUUUCAUUUGUCACGUAAACAUCCAAGUCCAAGCCCCUAAUUGACAGGCGAUAGCAGGACGAGUUGUUGGAAGCAUGCAACUACCGGCGGGAAUGAAUCGGUCAUCCUCAUGGGCCGGUCACGACUUGAGAAAACAAGAGGCAUCGAUCAAAGCUGUUUGAAGGCAUUUGAAGACCGUUAUUAUUGAUGUUUUAUUUUGCAUGCUUGAUGUGCUCUUGAAAUUCAGCUUUGCCUCAUGAGAUCUCAUGAGGAACCUCAAAGCUAAAACAUAGUGAAGCGACAUUGUAUUGGCAUAGAUUUGCCUUGUCAACAAAAGUCCUGGCAAGGGCGGAUGCGAUGUCCCUUCUUCCAGACUAAGGA